Paramecium pentaurelia is the source of this 4566-nucleotide messenger RNA. The record is from the annotation of a GenBank genome assembly. NCBI's taxonomy places the organism in Eukaryota, Ciliophora, Oligohymenophorea, Peniculida, Parameciidae.
AUGAAAAAAAAUGAAUAUUUGGUUCAGAUUGCUGUGAUUGAAGCAAGAGAUUUAGUGGCCAAAGAUUCUUCCGGUUCAUCUGACCCAUUUGUUAAAAUUACUGUUGGCAACCUUCCAACUCAGGUUAGUACUGCCAAAAUGAAAGCUACUACAGCAGUGUUUAAUUAAGUAAUUUCAUAUUGAAAAAUUAUAGAAUUUUACUUUUGAAGGUUUAAAGAUGUCAGAUGUUGAUUUUGAAAAUUUUGAAGCAAAAAUAGAAGUCUAUGAUUAGAACUAAUUUUUUCAAAAUGAAUUGAUUGGCAUUCAUUCAAUUGGAUUGGCAACUCUUUAUAGAAAUCCAUCUCAUGAAAUAUAUAACUCAUGGUUAAGACUCACAAAUCCAAAAGAAGUAAAUAAAGUUUAAGGAUAUAUUUUGAUCUCCGCUUAUAUUAUUGGAUAAAAUGAUGCUCCUCCUGUUCAUGAUGCUAAUGAAAAUAAUGUAGAAGAUGAACCAGAUCCUUUUGGAGGGGUUCCAGAUGAUUAGUUAACAGGUGAACAACUAUAAUAAAGAAGGGAAAAUUAAAAGAAAAUUGCAAUGGUGUGCAAACCAAUGCCUUAUACAAAACUUGCUUAAUUAAUGGUUAACAUUGUAAAAGCUGAAGAUUUACCUAUUCUUAAUGGAACAACAAUUGAUAGUUUUAUAUCAGUGAGAGCUAAUGGUAUAACAUAAAUUACAAGUGUUUUGAAAAACUAAUAAAAACCAUAAUAUAGAGUUAGAAUGAUGUUUCCAAUUAAUUUUCCUUUAUAAAAUGAUAAAAUCAUUAUAAGAGUAUGGGAUAAAAGAGUUUGUAUGGCAGAUACUUUUAUAGGUUAGAUACCUGAAUUUCCAUCUGAAAAUGAUUUUUUUAAUAUGACUUAUUUGUAAAGUAAAGGAGGAGUUUUGCCAUUUAGAUGGUUUUCACUCUACGGAAUCCCAAUGAAUGAAAGACCAUCAACCUAUGAAUCAAAUGUUCUUGGAUAUAAGAAAAAUCCUAGAGGUACUUGCUAUAUGGGCAGAGUCCUCUUAUCUUUAAAUUUAACUCCAUCCGAAAAGCCUGAAAAGUUAGUUUAGCCAUUGGGUAUAUAUAGAGAACCUUCAAUUGAAAAAUAUAUGUUAAGAUUGGAUACUUAUGAAGUGAAUUAAGCUAAAGAUCUUGAUGAAUUUAUUUUCAUAAGAGUAAGAGUUGGAAAAGAGUAUUUUGAUUCUUCUGAGGCUGACUGCAAAUCUCCAGGACAGUUUGUUUGGAGAAACAAAGUAAUUCUAAAAGCAUGGGAAAUUGAAGUUCCAAAAAAUCCAAGCGAAUAGACAGAUUUAUUUGUCGAAUUAAUGAAUAAAGAAAAGAAAAGAGUUGCUUAUAUUAGAAUGCCUGCCACAAGCCCAGAUUUAACAAAUGACAAACCAUAAUGGUAUGAAUUUAAGGAUUUAAAACUAAAAGGAGAUCAAGAAGGAGUUCAUAGUUAUGUUUUGAUGAACUUACUCUUCGGAUAAAUAAAUAUUAUUUCUUAGAUUCCAAAAAUUAUUGUUAAAAAAAACAUGGUUCUUCCAUAUAUUUGUAAAAUAUAUCUUUAUUGCGGUUUUGACUUUUGCCCUGACAAAGUUAAUAGUGAAAUUUUAUUAAGUUAUGAAAUUAGAAUUGCUAAUUAGGUUUAUAAAUCUGAAUAAAAUAAAAAUAGUAAGAAUCCAAUUUGGAACUAAUGUAUUAGAAUUCCAGUAAGUAUGGAAUAAAAUUUAGAAUUUGUAUCAAAUUUAGUGUUAUCCUUCUUCAAUCAUUAAGAGUAAAUAUUUCCUUAAUCUUAGACCUAUUGGAUAAGCAAAUGUUUCAGCAAUAAAUUGUAGAGUCUCUGAAGAUGACUAGAUAGAUCCAAUAUAUUAAAUAUUUCAUAUACUUCAUAAUGGAAAAUCAAAAGGAAGAAUUAUUUUAGGAGUUACUUUGUAAAGAAAGAAAAAAAAUGAUAAAAUUGAUCCGAAAAUAAACAUAUCUGAAAUCUUCACUUAAUUUAAAGAGUAUAAAUUACUUUUUCCAGUCUAUGCUAUAAGAUAAUUACCAAAAAAACUUAGAAAAGCUCAACUAUUUGCUAGAAUAUCUAAUCCAAAUUAAGAUUCAGUUGUAAGUGUAGAUUCGUAUUUGUAAGGAGAUGAAGAAGAAACAAGAUUUAGUCCUGGAUAUAAUGAUCCAAAUUUCUUAUAAUUACUAAUUUUGGACAUUUAAUUGCCUGAAAAUCCACUUUUGAUGCCAUAAUUAAAUGUAGAAAUAUACAGCAAAGAAGGCUUAGCUCAAAAAUAUUAUUUUUCGGUUCCAUUAUAUAAUCUUUAUCCAGGAUUGGAUUAAAAAACUUACAAUAAAUUAAAUGCAUAUUAUUAUGCAACUCUUUAAAGUGGGAUGUUAAGUGCUAAUAUUCCUCCUCCAGAUUUAUCAACUUAAAUUUAAGAAGAUCAACCAGAGGAAAAUGAAUAAGAAGAAUAAGAAGAACCAAAAACAAUAUUCACUAAAAAAUCAAUAAAACCAAGCACUAAAGAGAAAUAAUCAACAAAAUCAAAGUAAUCGACAAAAUAAAAAUCUGAAGUUUUAGCUUAAGCAUUAGAAAAAUCAAGUGAUGUUAUAAAAAAGCGAAUGAGAACUAGGGGAAUAGAAAAUGCAUAUGUUUAAGAUGAAAUUGUAUUAGUUCUUGAUGAUGAAGAUGUUUUGAGAGAAUAAUUAAUAAAAAAAGAGAAAUAAGCUAAACUUACAAAAUUAUUGAAAACAUUACCAAAACCUUUAAAUACUGAAUUAAAUAAAUAAUUUUUAAAGAAAGCUAUUUUAGAACAAAUUUUUAAAGUAUAAGAUUUAGAAGCCUAUUUUACAGAAAGAGCAAUAGAGUUAUCUGAUGAUGGCAUAGAUUAUGGCCGUUCAAUAAUCAAAGGACAAUAUGAUACAGAGAUUUAAAAAUGUCUUCCAUUCUAAAGAUAUAAAAUAUACGAGUUAAAUAAGAAUGGAUCUGGAUUAGGCUAAGAAACAAGUGCCAUUUUAAAAGCAGAUGUCAAAUUAAUUAAUAUAACUACAUUUAAAUAAACUGUGAAACAAUCUCAACAAAAUGAAGAUAAGAAAACUAAAAAAUCUGAAUUACUAGAGAAAGCUGAAUAUGUCAAAAGAUUAAGAUCAGCAGAUUAUCCUUUUGAUUUUUUCGAUCCAGUUUUUCAUGAUUAUUUAAAAUAAUAACAGUUCAGAUGCAAAGUCAGAGUUUAUAUAUAUAGAGGCUUGAGUUUAGCAGCCUAAUCUGAAAAUAUCGAUGCUUAUCAUUAUAUGGCAGGAGAAUAAUCAAGAAAUUCUGCAAAUCCUUAUCUUGAAAUUGAAGUGGGAGAACCAGGUGCAGAUCCUGGAGAAUUCGUAAAAAAAGUAUCAGAUCCUGAUAAAUUUAUUCCCAAUACUCUAAAUCCUACAUUUUUGAGAUCAUUUGAACUGGAUGCAAUUCUACCUCAAGAUUGUUUUCUUCACAUUAGGGUAUUUAAUAAAGGAGGCCUGACAAAUAAACUUAUCGGCGCAGUUAAAAUUGAUAUUGAGGAUAGACUGAUGGGAGAAAAAAAACUAAAAUCUAGGCUUUCUUGUGAAGCUUAUAAAGAUUAUUUUUUAAAUGAUUUAGAAAGGUUAAAAUAUACUGAAAAUGCUGAUGAUAUUAAAUUAAGUUACUAAGCUGAAAUAGCAAAUCUUACCUAAAAAAUAGAAUCCAUAACCACUCUAGAAAUUCCUGUAGAAUAUUAAUAAUUGAGACAUCCUGAUAAAUUAGUCUCUUAAGGUUAAUUAGAAAUGUUUGUUGAAGUUCUACCAUUAGAAGUUUCUCGUCUUAUUCCUCCAGCAUUAUUAGUUGAAAGACUUCCUUAAGAAUAUGAAGUUAGAUUAAUUGUUUGGGAAACCUUCAAUAUACCUUUAAAUCCUGUUAAAAAAGCUGUUGAUAUCUUUGUUAGAUGUGUUAUGGAUUCCUCAGCAACUGGAACUGGAUCAGAAAUCGGAAAGGAAACGGAUACACAUAUGGGAAGCACUGAUGGAAAUGGAGAAUUUAAUUGGAGGAUGAAAUUCAAUUUUAAAACACCAUGUCAAUUUCCAAGAAUGAAAAUUAGUGUUCAUGAUUUUUCGGUUUUUGGUGCUAGUCCUAUAAUUGGGGAAGCAACCAUUAGUCUCAAAAGGUAUUAUAAUUUAUAUUAUCAGAGUAUUAACAGUUAUGAAAACAUAAGCAAUUUAUGAAAUGGCACCUACUUAAAUUAAGUUAAGUUCUGCCAAAGAGCCAGAUGCUGAAAAAGGAACUGUCAUGUUACAAAUGACUAUUUUAUAAAAAAGUAUGGCAGAGGCUAAGCCAGUCGGCGAAGGAUAGGAAGAGCCAAAUAUAGACCCUUUUUUAAAAAAACCUACUGAAGGUAGAGGUCUAGGAGCUUUCUUUAAAGGAAUAGGAAUACCAUGGGGAAUGAUAUGCAAGUAAGCUUGCAUGAUACUACUUCCUAUGAUUAUUUCGGCUUUGGUUUCAUUUAUUCUUUUUGUCAAACCAGGUAUUUUAAUGCCUUAGACACCAGCUGCAUGA